This is a messenger RNA of Parnassius apollo (apollo), 1653 nucleotides long. The record is from the annotation of a GenBank genome assembly. NCBI's taxonomy places the organism in Eukaryota, Metazoa, Arthropoda, Insecta, Lepidoptera, Papilionidae.
AUGUGCGUACGAUUUAUAAAAAAAUGCAUCAAGUCAAUAAACGUUGUCGAAAAAUGCUCGAGCUGUCUUUUCAAAAUGCUCAAGAAGUGGUGGACCAAAAUAACAGUGCCAGUUUACAAGAAAAAAAAAAAACAAAUUCAAAUCCUUCAGGAUGUUAUUGUUAAGCCAGCUUCUACAAGCAGUGAAACUACAACUUUUCAAGAACCUCGCUGCAGUUCAUCUAUUGCUUUUCAAGAACCUAGCUUCAGUUCAACUUUACACGAUAGCUCAAUGCGGGUAAGUCCUCAAGUUAGAAAGACUUAUUUAGACUUUACGCCUAAAAGAAAGAAAAUACAAAAAUCAGAAAACGAUGUUUAUGUUAGUCCUAGUACUGGCAAUACUCUUCAUGUACUGGAAAACGCUGAAUACGGACUUGCAACUCCUAUCCGCAAAUAUUAUAAUUUACGAAAAGAAACCCCAGUAACUCCGAACGUAUCAAAUCUUACAAGCAGGACUAGUUCUAUUAGUGACAUUUCAUGUGCAAAAUCCUUAUUAUGCCCACUAUCCAACGAGGAAAUUUGUGCAAUAUAUAACACCCAAACGCAGAAUAAUCAAAGUUCAUUGACAAAUUUGAAUAUUUCUACAAUUUAUGGUAAAGAUUUAAAUCCAGAUGCAUCUAAUAACAAUUAUACUCCCAACCCUUCCGAGAAAAUCUGUGCAAUAUAUGACACUCAGACGCAAAAUGAACAAAGUUCAUUAACAUAUUUGAAUAUUCCUGCAAAUUCUGCUAAAGAUUUUGAACCCGAUUCAUCUGAUGAUAGUUAUGCUCCCAACUUAUCUGACCUAGAAACUGAUUCUUCUUACUCCGACGAUAGUGAUGGUGAUGAUAGCGUAAUAACUUACUAUGAAAACAGUUCUGAAACCGAAUUAGUUCAAAUACUUGAAAAUACUCAAAGUACAGAAAACAAUAAUUUUGAUGAGUGGGAAGACAUUAACGAUACAAAACCUGAUUUCGAUGAAUUCAUAGAUAAUUGUAGACCGAACAUUCCGGAUAAUACUAUAACGCCAGCAGAUUUUUACAGUUUAUUUGUAACGGAUGAAAUUUUUGAGCAAAUGGUAAUAAACACAAACAAUUACGCACAAGAUCUUAUUAGUAAUCUAAGUAAUCUUAAGCCUAAUUCACGCUUGCUAGCCUGGACUCCUACAACUCCAGAGGAGAUGAAAAAAUUUUUAGGAGUGCUACUGGCGAUGGGUCUUCAUUUUAGUCAAGAGUCACCUAACGACACAGACAAAUUGAAAAAGAUAAGGGAUACUUUUAAUAAGAUUUUAGAAAAAAUGCAAACCCUUUUGGAGCCAGAACUUAUACGUAAAAAGACCUUCAUGUGUGGUACUCUGAGACCAAAUCGGAAAGGAAAUCCUAAGAAAAUAAUAUCCAUAAAAUUGAAACGAGGUCAAAUAGUAGGAAAAAUAAACCCAAAUGGGGUAAGAGUUAUAAAGUGGACAGAUAAGAGACCGGUUCAUAUGAUUUCUACGUGCCGAAAUCACAAUUUGACUCUUAAAUCUACAGGUAAGACGAACCGAAUCACUGGAAACAUAAUUAAAAAACCACAAUGCGUCAUAACAUACAAUGAGAAUAAAAAAGGCAUCGAUUUUAACGUCUUCAUAUUAUUCUAG